AUGGCAAAGAAGAAGCACCCGUCGAACAAGAAGCAGAACAGGGGCAAGGGAGCCAAACAGUUCCGCAAAGAGGCCCGCAAAGAGGCUGCUCAGCAUCUGAGUGGCCAGGACAAGCCCUCGAAGCAGGUUGCCAUCGACGAGAAGGGCAGGAAGAUGACAGUCAUCAUGGGAGGAGAAGCGGAGAUGGACAAGCUCUGGGAGCGCAUGCAGGUGACCUUUACUCUGCAGUUUCAGUCGAAGACGAUCUCCGAGUGGCUCGAGGGCGCCCGGGCAGCCCUUGACGCCCAGCCGAAUAAGGAUGAAAAUGGCCAGAAGAAGUUCAAGGAGUUGGAAGGGGACGUUAAGAGACUUGUUGGUCGCAUGAGAGAUACGAUCAACGCCGACAAUAGGCAAGCUGCUCAGCGAGGAAUUCAGACUUUGGACCUGGUCUCUGCCGACUUGUUUCUGGUGGAAGAGUUGCGUAUCGAAGACGUUGUGACGGGAUUCGAGGCGGACCUGGUCAAGAUGACGAUGAGCUUGAACGAGUAG
This is a messenger RNA of Colletotrichum godetiae, 528 nucleotides long. RefSeq lists its product as uncharacterized. The record is from RefSeq and is a predicted model, not a curated record. NCBI's taxonomy places the organism in Eukaryota, Fungi, Ascomycota, Sordariomycetes, Glomerellales, Glomerellaceae. The coding region runs from base 1 to 528 and encodes 175 amino acids. The transcript is spliced from 3 exons.